Rosa rugosa (rugosa rose) is the source of this 1209-nucleotide messenger RNA. Its product is annotated as protein TIFY 10A-like. Gene Ontology annotation, biological process: regulation of jasmonic acid mediated signaling pathway; regulation of defense response; response to wounding. Bases 65 to 832 code for a protein of 255 amino acids. The transcript has 6 exons. The record is from RefSeq and is a predicted model, not a curated record. Gene Ontology annotation, cellular component: nucleus. NCBI's taxonomy places the organism in Eukaryota, Viridiplantae, Streptophyta, Magnoliopsida, Rosales, Rosaceae.
AAACUGGCCUAGCUUUGUUCAGGGUUGAAGGCUUCUCUAUCUAGCUACUUGGGAGAGCAACACCAUGUCUUGCAGCACUGCUAUUAUAACCACCAUAGAGAACAACCAUACAAAUGAUGAUGCACUAUCUAAUUCUUGUUUUCAAACCCUAGAUGACCAGCAAAGAAAUAGUAGCUUAAGAUCAUCAAGAAAUGACAGUAUAUCUGAGAGUGUUUGGUUCUUCAAAAAAUAUCUGUUGACAAAAAAUCAAAACAACAUGGAUGCUAAAAUAAAUGUGGAAAUUAAUCGCAAAUUAGAGUUCCCUUGGAAUAACUUCCGACGACCCCCGUCUCUGCUAGAGCAAGUGUUGCUUCCACAACUACAAUCAUGUGGUGAAGUAGAAGCAACUCCAUCAAACGACAAGACGUCAAAACAACUCACAAUAUUCUUCAAUGGGGUUAUCAAUGUCUACAACAACAUUCCUGUAGAUAAGGCUCAAGCGAUUAUGCGUCUAGCUGGUGAAAGCUCAUUACUGAAACCUGUGGUUGCAGAAAGGCCAAAGCCAGAUGUGAGAAAACCAUCUAACAAAUCAAAGUUACGAUCGGCUUCCAAGUUAAGAGCAGGAAUACCUAUGGCAAGAAGAUACUCUCUGCAAUGUUUUCUUGAAAAGCGUAGGGACAGGAUCAUCAGCAAAUCACCUUAUGCCCUUCCAAGAGAAAAGCAGGCGGAGGAGGAUAAUGAGGCUGACAAGGGGAAGGGAUUGAAUGAAGAAAAUCGGAGACUGCUUCCUGACCUUUCACCUUUCCCUUCACGUUUAGGCUACUUUUCUCUCAAUUCAUCUCAUCAAGGCUGACAUAUAUGCAUGCUUAUCAGGAAAUAAAUGCUAGCUGUUAUAUACAAUAUGUUUAAAGAUCUGAUAUAUUUUGCAAGGGAACAUGUUUUCUUUUGUUGCAAGAGGAUAUCAUUUUUAUGGAAUUACUCGUCUUCUUAACAACAGUAAAAGAAAAAUAAUAAGGAUUAAAGAACUGGAAUUACACCAAGGUUGUUGCACUCUUGAAGGGAUUUUACCAGUUUGAAGAUUGUAGUGCCAAGAUAGCAAAGCUAGAGGAUAUUCUCUACCUGAUGAUCUUCAUGUUGCCAUCAGAUUUAGAGCCUAAUACAUUGAGUCAUUGAGGGGUCUGUUAAUCACUCUGCAGAGUUCAUAAUAUACAUAUCAAUAUAUGCAUUUGA